CCCUCUUUCCGCCACCGCCGUCACACGCUUCUUCUCCUUCGCCGCCGUCGAAAUGGCCGCUAUUGAUACCGUAGCUAAAGGAGCUAUGGACUCAUCGAAGAAGAAGCGCAAGAGAAACAGAGACAAAAGCAAAACUCCAAAGCCCCAAAAAAACGAAGAAGAGGUGCAAGUAGAAGAAGACUUGAAACACGACGCCGUAAACGAAAUGGCUGAGGAAGAAGAAGUGGUCGUGGAGGAGGAGGAGAAGAAAGAGAAGAAAAGGAAGAAGGAAAUUAACACAGCUGGAGAAGCCGAGAAAGAAGAAGAAGUGGAGGUAGAAAAGGAGGAGAGUGGUUUGAAGAGUGAGACGAAGGUCAAUUCGUCGGGGAUUAUGAGCAGCGAAGCUUUUGAAGCGCUGCCGAUAUCAAAGCCCUCUAUGGAUGCAAUUAGAGAUAUGAAAUUUGAGUACAUGACUCAGAUUCAAGCUAGAUCAAUUCCGCCGCUAUUGGAAGGGAAAGAUGUUCUUGGAGCUGCAAGGACAGGUUCUGGAAAAACACUUGCCUUUUUGGUUCCAGCUGUUGAAUUGUUGUUUAACAUACGUUUCACACCUCGAAAUGGAACUGGUGUUAUUGUCAUUUGUCCGACAAGGGAGUUGGCCAUACAGACACAUGCAGUAGCUAAGGACCUUCUGAAGUAUCAUUCGCAGACACUGGGAUUGGUAAUUGGGGGUGCAGCGCGAAGAGGAGAAGCAGAGCGUAUUGUAAAAGGAGUUAAUCUUUUGGUAGCAACCCCUGGUCGACUUCUUGACCAUCUCCAAAAUACAAAGGGCUUUAUAUAUAAAAAUCUGAAGUGCCUUGUGAUUGAUGAAGCUGAUCGGAUUCUGGAAGCUAAUUUUGAAGAAGAAAUGAAGCAAAUUAUUAAAAUUUUGCCCAAGGAGAGGCAAACAGCUCUUUUCUCAGCUACACAAACAAAGAAGGUUGAGGACCUUGUAAGGUUGUCAUUUCAGACAAAGCCAGUUUAUAUUGAUGUGGAUGAUGGAAGGAAGAGGGUCACCAAUGAAGGGCUGCAGCAAGGUUAUUGUGUUGUCCCUUGUGCCAAGAGAUUUAAUCUUCUCUAUUCCUUCUUGAAGAAAAAUCUGACAAAGAAAGUCAUGGUUUUCUUCUCAUCUUGCAAUUCUGUCAAGUUCCAUUCGGAACUUCUUAGAUACAUUCAGAUUGAUUGUGAUGAUAUAGAUGGCAAGCAAAAGCAGCAGAAAAGAACGACUACCUUUUUUGAUUUCUGCAAAGCUGAGAAGGGUAUCUUAUUGUGUACGGAUGUUGCUGCUCGUGGGCUUGAUAUUCCUGCAGUGGACUGGAUUGUGCAGUAUGACCCUCCUGAUGAGCCCAAGGAAUAUGUCCAUAGAGUUGGUCGAACAGCUCGUGGGGCAGGUGCGAAAGGGAAUGCUUUGCUUUUCUUGAUUCCAGAAGAGCUUGGCUUUCUAAAAUACCUCAAGGCUGCAAAAGUGCCAGUCAAAGAGUAUGAUUAUGAUGAGAAGAAAAUAGUGAAUGCCCAAUCUAAGUUGGUAAACAUAAUCUCUGAAAACUAUCAUUUGAACAAGUCAGCUAAAGAUGCCUACAGAUCUUACAUACUCGCGUACAAUUCACACUCUAUGAAGGACAUCUUUAAUGUUCACCGGCUUGAUCUAGAGGCUGUGGCUGCUUCAUUUUGUUUCAGUUCACCUCCUAAAGUGAACUUAAACAUUGACAGCAAUGCCUCUAAGUUCAGGAAGAAAUCACAUAAAAGUGAUGGAAGCCGACAUGGGUUCAGCAAGAGCAACCCGUAUGGAAGGAAAGGUGAAGAUGACACACGGCAGUUUGUCAGAUAUUAGUCAAAGGUGCGGUAUCCAUACCAACGUAUACUAGUCUCAUCAGCGAAUCACCAGAUGAGCUCCGGAUAUCAUUCAGUUUUGCGAUGAGUUUGGACUGUAAGCAAUUUGCUCAUAGUUUGUAUGUUGAAUCUGUUCUCCCUCACAAAGUACUUGUGUACCACAAUUUUGGAGCUCUAGUUCAUGUUUCUUCAUGUAGUUGUUGCUACAACUGAUUGGGAUGAGCAACAAUUCUUGAUUUGUCAUUGAUUUGUUCUCGUCUUGAUCUUCGUAUUUAUUCGUGGAGUUAACCCUGUGUCCGUCCAUCAUAGUGAAUACAGGAAAUAUUGUAACCUAUAAUUGGAAUUUUGAAGGUUGGAAGAUGAAUGUUUAGUUUUAUCACUUGAGAUAUUUUGACUAA
Salvia splendens (bonfire salvia) is the source of this 2243-nucleotide messenger RNA. RefSeq names its product DEAD-box ATP-dependent RNA helicase 27. The transcript is spliced from 12 exons. Lineage: Eukaryota; Viridiplantae; Streptophyta; Magnoliopsida; Lamiales; Lamiaceae. The record is from RefSeq and is a predicted model, not a curated record. The coding region runs from base 53 to 1846 and encodes 597 amino acids. Gene Ontology annotation, molecular function: nucleic acid binding; ATP binding; RNA helicase activity.